This is a messenger RNA of Tauraco erythrolophus (red-crested turaco), 3966 nucleotides long. The record is from RefSeq and is a predicted model, not a curated record. Lineage: Eukaryota; Metazoa; Chordata; Aves; Musophagiformes; Musophagidae.
AGCCUAGAAAAUGAAGCUAAAGGAAGUUGAGCGAACAGCUGUCCAGACAUGGAGUCCAGCAAGCAACCACCCCAUUUAUCUAGCAACAGGAACAUCUGCCCAACAACUGGAUGCAUCCUUCAGUACAAAUGCCACUUUGGAAAUAUUCGAGGUUGACUUUAGGGAUCCCUCUCUGGACAUGAAGCAGAAAGGAACACUUCCUGCCUCAAACAGGUUUCAUAAGCUGAUCUGGGGUAACUUUGGAAAUGGGUCCCCAGAGUCCUCUGGAGUUAUUGUUGGUGGAGGGGAUAAUGGUGUACUGACAAUGUACAGUGUACACCGCAUCUUGGCUUCAAAGAGUGAGCCUGUAAUUGGGCAGACAGAGAAGCAUUCAGGUCCUGUUCGAGCUCUUGACUUCAAUCCUUUCCAGAGUAACCUCUUGGCUUCUGGAGCCAGUGAUUCUGAAAUUUUCAUCUGGGACUUGAAUAACUUCAGUGUGCCUAUGACUCCAGGGGCUAAAUCACAGCCUCAUGAAGACAUCAGUGUGGUGUCCUGGAAUCGACAGGUGCAGCAUAUCCUGUCUUCUGCUCACCCCAGCGGCAAGGCUGUGGUUUGGGACCUCAGGAAGAAUGAGCCUAUCAUCAAAGUCAGUGACCACAGCAACAGAAUGCAUUGCUCAGGAAUGGCCUGGCAUCCAGAAGUUGCAACCCAGCUAGUCCUUUCCUCUGAGGACGACCGCUUGCCAGUGAUCCAAAUAUGGGACUUACGAUUUGCUACCUCUCCUUUGAGCCAGCUGGAAGGGCACACGAGGGGAGUUCUCUCUGUCUCUUGGUGCCAGGCUGACCCUGAACUGCUGUUGAGUAGCGCCAAAGACAACCGGAUCUUGUGCUGGAACCCAAGUAUGGCAGAGGUGGUUUACGAGUUGCCCAUUCGGAGUCAGUGGUGCUUUGAUGUCCAGUGGUGUCCUAGGAAUCCUUCAGUCUUCUCAGCUGCCACUUUCGAUGGGUGGAUCAACAUUUAUUCUGUUAUGGGUGGGAACUUAGAAGCUCAGCAGAAGACGCAGGCUGACAAGAUCUCUUCCUCCUUCAACAACCUGGAUCCCUUUGGCACAGGGCAGAUCCUUCCUCCUCUGCAGGUGCCAGAGCAAGUGGCUCAGACCACCUUGAUUCCACCAUUAAAAAAGCCACCCAAGUGGAUUCGCAGACCUGUGGGGGUUUCAUUUGCAUUUGGAGGAAAACUUAUUUCCUUUGGUCUUACCAAAGCUCCUGGACAGCAAAUGCAGCAGACUUGCCCACACCAGGUAUUCAUCAGUCAAGUCACUACUGAAACCGAAUUUCUGCUUCGAUCCAAAGAACUGCAGAUGGCCUUACAGUCAGGGAACCUCGUUGAUUACUGCCAGGGCAAGAUCCAGACAGCCAAGUUGCCAUUUGAUGAAAACCUUUGGAACUUCCUGAAGGUGAAUCUGGAGCAGGAGUCCAGGACUAAACUCCUCAAGCUGCUGGGCUACAGUGAAGAGGAUCUGAAAAAAAAGAUUGCCUCAUGUUUGAGUAAUGGGAUCCCAGAUAAACAGCCUCUUGGCGAGGCAGAUGAGACAAAUACUGCACAGCCAAAUCAGCUUUUGAUAAAUUCCAGUGAUGAUGUAGCUGCUGUUUCCUCCUCUUCAGCCUUUUUUGACAGCCUCAUCCCACAGAAUAUGAGCACAUUGGAGAUUCCUGUCACAGAAGAUACAGAUGGACUCAUCAGCCAAGCCCUUUUGUUGGGGAAUUUUGAGGGUGCAGUGGAGCUGUGCAUGCGGGCAGAGCGCUUUGCUGAUGCCAUCAUCUUGGCUAUAGCUGGUGGGGAGAACCUCCUAAAGGAAACCCAGACGCGAUACUUUGCCAAGCGUAAGACAAAACUCUCCCUACUGCUUUCCUCCAUUGUUCAACAGAACUGGCAAGAUAUUGUUUGCACAUGUGAUCUACAGAACUGGAAGGAGGCACUGGCCAUCUUGUUAACAUACUCAAAGCAUGAGGACUAUACCCAGCUCUGUGACAUGCUGGGUGCCCGUCUAGAGUCAGAGGGAGAUGCAACCCUGUCCAAUGAUGCCUGCCUCUGCUAUAUCUCAUCAGGCAAUGUGGAGAGGUUGGUGGAAUGCUGGGUAAAAAACCACGAGACUUCAUCACCCCUUGCCCUGCAGGAUCUUGUAGAGAAGGUGAUGGUGCUGAGCAGGUCCAUUGAAAUGCUCCGAGGCACGGCAGUACCAGCGCCAGGCCCUGUCUUGGCAGAACGAAUCACCCAAUAUGCCAGUCUUCUGGCAUCACAAGGAUGCUUGGCAGCCGCGAUGAAUUACCUACCCAGCAGCUCUAAAGAGCUCCUGAUCGAACAGCUCCGAGACCGGCUUUUCCAUGCUCGAGGAGAGAAUGUGGGUGAACAGCGAUUUCCCUACACUCAUGUCAAUGUAGGUGUCAUUAAACACACAUCUCCAGCAGCCAAGGGUGGUUCCACCCCUGAAGGAGCAGCCCGCAAAACAGGUCCUAGACAUCCAGAGAAGCUCAACUGUCAGUCAUCAUUUGCCCCUUCAGCACCUUCUCAGCCUUCAGUGCCUUCCUUCUUCACGCCUCAGCCAGUGCCAGCGAUGUCUAUGACACCUCACCACAUUGCCCCUCCCCAGGCCAGCACGGGUCCACAAACAAGUGUCUAUUCCAGAGGGCCUCCAUUCCCACAGUACAACUUGGGCUUGGUUCCACCAACCGUUUCAGGGCCAGCUGUGUCACAGUCUCAGACAUUUGGACCAGUGGGAGUCAGACCUGUUGGUCCUGCUCCCUUCCCCAGCCAGCCUUCUCUGCCAGGACAGUCCAUGCCCAUGUCGUCUCCUGGUAUUCCACCACCUGGACCUACCCUCUUCACUCCAGCCUCAGUUCCAUCAUCUCAACUUCCUGCAGCUUGUCCUCUUCCUGUGGCUAGCCAGCCUCCUCUAGGUUUUUCUUCAGCACCUUUCAACUGUCCCAUGAACAUCAGUUACCCUCAAGGAGGUCCUGGAGCUCCAUCUGCUAAGACCCUGCCGGCAGCCAGCAUUCCUCCUCCUCCCACAGCUCAGGAAUCUUGGACUGAUCCAUCUACUGUAAGAGGAGGCCUUCAAAAGAAAAAGUUGCCGGAGAAAUUUACUCCUCCAGCCCCCAUCACAGCUCCAGUAAUGAGUCUGCCUGCUGAUCCCCAAGGGGUCCAUCCUCAGCUGUCCAGAUUGCAAGAAUCUGGCCAGUCACCCCCAGGAGCACCCAAGGAAGGCAGCCUGCAGUAUCACCAGCUACCCCUGGAGAGGGUUGAGAGGAAGGAGGUGCCCCCUGAGCACCAGGCUCUGAAGGCCACGUUUGAAGGGCUGGUGCAACGCUGCUCUGCUGUCGCCACUGAUCCAAAAACCCGAAGGAAGCUGGAGGAUGCGUUGCAGCGGCUGGAGUGUUUGUAUGAGAAGCUCCGUGAGCAGGUGCUCUCUCCAACCAUCCUCAUGGGUCUCCAUGAAAUUGCCCGCUGCAUUGAGGCUAGAAACUACCAACAGGGUCUCCUGGUUCACACCCAAGUGGUGAGCAGCAGCAGUUUCAGUGAGGUGUCUGGUUUCAUGCCCAUCCUGAAAGUUCUCAUGACCAUUGCUGGCAAGCUGAAUGUGUAAAGUGUGGAGCAGCUGGAACAGUGCACACUGAGAGCUGGUGGACUUGCUCACCUGUUGAUGUGCUGCAGGUUGUGGACUCUUCUUCUGACUCUGGAGAAAUAAGUCUGCUAGUGCUUGGAACUGUGCUGGGCCAGCACACAUGGCCCCAUCCACUUUCCGGACAGCCAAGUGGGGCCUGGGACUCCUGGAGAUUGUUCUUUCCCUUCUUUCUCACUAGUCUGAGGCUGCUUCCCAGCCCAGGGAUCUCAAUUUCAGGCUGUCUAGGUUGCACAGAAAUCCCUCCUCUUCCCUGGCACAAAGGAGAAACUCCUUCCCACCUAGGCUGAUGUUUCUUUUUUUUUUUU